Hyla sarda is the source of this 3274-nucleotide messenger RNA. RefSeq names its product complement factor B-like. Lineage: Eukaryota; Metazoa; Chordata; Amphibia; Anura; Hylidae. The coding region runs from base 250 to 2469 and encodes 739 amino acids. Gene Ontology annotation, cellular component: extracellular region. The record is from RefSeq and is a predicted model, not a curated record. Gene Ontology annotation, biological process: proteolysis; complement activation. Gene Ontology annotation, molecular function: serine-type endopeptidase activity. The transcript has 19 exons.
ACUGGAAGGAAGCCCCUGUGCUAGGCACUACUGGGAGGGAGCAGACAGAAGGACACACACAGAAGGGGCCUAGGCUGCGGCAUAAAAAUAUCAAGGGACACGCACGGGAGCUGAGCCAAGUCGCCACAGAAAAUCAAGGGACGUGAAUGGGCAAGGAAUUCACUUGUCCUCAACCCCCUGCUAUAUACACAGCACCAGACCCUCUGCGAGCUUCACAUCCCAGGAGGAGACAGACGGGAGAGGAACAAGAUGUUACUUCCAAUCCUCCUCAGCCAAAUAGCAAUGUCCAUUGCUAAUUCCACCCCUGAAUGUGAUCUUGAUAAAAUAGCCAUCACUGGUGGUGAAUAUACUCUGACCAAUGGAGGAAAUGUUGGCAGCAUAGUGCAGUACACCUGCCCUGAAGGAAAGUACCCAUACCCGUCAUCUUUACGAGAGUGCCUUCCCAAAGGUCAAUGGACAGAUGAGCAAAAGAAAGCCCAAUGCAAAGUUGUGCAGUGCCCCAGACCUGUCAUGUUUGAAAACGGAGAGCUCUAUCCCCGAAAAAUGAGACAUUUUGUGGGCGACGUCCUGCACUUCGACUGCUGGGGAGGAUUUAAAAUGAUUGGACCUCAAAACCGCACUUGUCAGGAAAAUGGAAAAUGGAGUGGAGAAGAAACGAAAUGUGACGAUGAAGAGGGCGACUGUCCUAACCCAGGAAUUCCUCUUGGGGCUACAAAAGUUGGUUCUUCCUACAAGAUUGAGAACAAAGUGACGUAUCAAUGCCAACCUGAACUGUACAUGUACGGCUCUAAGGAAAGAGUAUGUAUGGAGAACAAGAGAUGGUCCGGAGCAGAACCCACCUGCAGAUACUCGUAUACGUUUGAUACCCCAAAGGAGGUGGCGGAGACUUUUUCUGCUUCUCUUUCCGAAACGAUUGAAUCAUCUGACCUAGAUAAAGAUGGAGAAGGAAAUACGGAUCGUACAAUAAGAGUGGAAACCGGAGGUGACAUGAAUAUCUUCAUAGUCAUUGAUGCCUCUAAAAGUGUAGGACUGACAAACUUUAAUACAGCUAAGAAGAUCAGUGAAGUGUUCAUAGAUAAGAUGGCCAGCUUUGAUUUUAUCCCUCGCUAUGGUGUCAUCUCGUAUGCGUCAUUUGCAAAAUCCAUUAUGCUGCUCUCAGAUGAUGACAGCAACAACGCUGAGGAGGUCAUUGAGAAGAUUCGAAAGUUUCAAUAUAAAGAACAUGAUGAUAAGCAGGGAACGAAUACUCGGGCUGCUCUGGCUGAAGUUCACAACAUGUUGUCCCUACAACACCAAAGAGAUGCCGAAAAGUUCAUGAAGACGAGAAAUGUUAUUUUGCUGAUGACAGAUGGGAAGCAUAAUAUGGGGGGAGAUCCGGCUGUUGAGGUAAAGAGGAUCAGAGAAUUUCUAGACAUCAGGAAGGACAAUAAUCGCGAAGACUUUCUGGAUAUCUAUGUGUUUGGCCUGGGUAAUGAUAUUAGUGAUAAUGAAAUCAAUGAUAUUGCAUCCAAGAAAGAUCCAGAAAAGCAUGUCUUCAAGAUGAGAUCUAUAGAUGAUAUGAAGAAGGCCUUUGAUGAUAUUUUAGAUGAAUCAGAGAUUCUCCAGAUGUGUGGACUUUCCAAAGAGACAUCCAAAGAUGAAGAAGGAGUGCAAGAAAAGUAUCCUUGGAUUGCUAAAAUUACCAUCACUCGUCCAGGUUCUCAAGAAAAAUGUAAAGGAUCUAUUGUGAGCAGAGAUUUUAUCUUGACCGCUGCUCACUGCUUCCAUCUAGAUGAAGAGCUCCAUACUAUCUCCGUUAGAGUUGGAGAUAAGUCAUUCAAAGCAAAGGAGCUCUACCGCCAUCCUCAGUAUGACCCAGUCGGCAAAAAUGGCGUGGAGAAAUCCUUUGAUUAUGAUAUGGCUCUCAUUCAACUGGAUAAUAAGAUGACAUUUUCCAAAACGACCAGACCUAUCUGUCUUCCCUGUACAUCCGGCACAUCCUGGGCUUUAAAGCAAAGAGGGAAAUCUGUGACCUGCAAGGACCAUGAAAGCACAAUCCUCCCGACAGAACUGGAGAAGGCCUUGUUUAUUGCAGAGGAGAAGGAAAGGAAUUUAAAGCAGAUGAAUGUCCAUAUAAAGCAAGGAAAUAGGAGGCUCGCCUGUCUAGAAGAUACUAAAAAGAUCGAAAAAUUCAAGGAUAUUCCAGACAUUAAAGACCUCAUAACUGAUAAUUUCCUAUGUACAGGAGGAAUAGAACCUCAGGUGGAUCCACAAACCUGCAAAGGUGACUCUGGAGGUCCUCUUAUUGUCCAGUACAAACAACGCUUCAUUCAGGUGGGGAUUAUUAGUUGGGGGACAAUCAGCAGCUGUAAUGGACCUAAAAGAAAUCCUGGGCCGGUGCCGGCACUUUCUCGGGAUUUCCAUGCUGAUGUGUUCAAAAUGUUGGAUUGGCUAAAGGAAAAGAUGCCAGAGUUGGAAUUUAUAAACUAAAGCUUCCAAGUGAUGGAGACAUAAAAAACAAUGAUUGGGCCACCCCAUUGGCCUGAGCUUUCGUUGGACACCUUUUGGGAAAAGACAUUAAUGCAAAGCACCACCAAUGGUUUACAUAGCAAUAUAGGAUGUACAAACACAAGAAAUUUACUACUGGAAUGAUAUAAACAUUAUAUCUGGAAUUAACCCUACUUGCUUUUUUGAUAUUCUGUCAGCCAUGACAAAUAGGGAAAUAGAGAAAAAUUUGGGAAACUGAAAUUUAGCCUCAAGUAAAAUAGUAGACGAUGUUGUCUGCUUCUGUCAUUUUCCUAUAUAGAGAUAUAAUCUUAUUGGCUUUUGUGGGUCACACUCCUGCUUUACCUCUUUGAUUGGAGAGAGAGCUUGUUCAACCACUAAUCUUCUAUGAGAGUGGCCAUCGGGAAUCGGUGGGGGCAGAGAGGAGACAUUAUCUGGUUAAUAGAUGGCAGGAGCUCCUUGACCUAAACACUGCUGGUUGCAGAAUGGUGGGCUCACAGAACCCUACACACACAUGCACCACAAUAAUAACAUUGCAAGGAAGAGGGCUUCUGUAUAGUUUUACCUAGCAUAAAGGUACAAGUGAAUAUUCCAGUCUCAUAAAUGUAAUUACAUGGACCCCAUUAGGCCAGUGGCAAUUGGGAUUUUUAGACAUUAUUAAACCCAGAAGUAUAUGAGUAUUUAGUUAUGCAGUGACAAAGUUUGAAGCAUGAAACCACCUAAAAAGCAAGUAAAUAGGGGAGCUCCUAUUAGUAAAUGGUGGUUGUAAAGGGGGGGGGGUGCUGUAGAA